CUUCCCGCUUCCCACGUUUUCUUGCUUCCCGCCGUUUAGCUUUCGCGAGUUCCUUUGUGUGCUGCAGACCGUCUGGCAGCCGAGAGCUGUUCUGCCUAGCCCUUCUUCGUCUCUGCGCAGCGAACGGCGUUGUGUGAAGCCAUGGCCCCGCUGUCACGCAACAUCCUCCCUCUGAACGCCAAAGACAGCCACCGGAACGAUGGUCAGACGAACGGCCGUACCAACGGCAACACCAGCCAGAAACGCUCUCGUGUUCCCUGGCUGACCAACAGAUGGCGCAACGAACUCGUCGCUGCGGCUUCCGAGUUCGCCGGCACCUUCAUGUUCCUUUUCUUCGCCUUCGGAGGGACCCAAGUCGCCAACACGGCGGCCGUAUACAGCGAUGCGGCGACGGCGGGCCAGGAGCAGAAUAGCAUCACGCAGGCGCCGAAUACGAGUGUGCUGCUGUAUAUCAGUUUGGUUUUUGGGUUUAGCUUGAUGGUCAAUGUGUGGGUGUUCUUCCGCGUUAGUGGGGGCUUGUUUAAUCCUGCUGUUACCCUGGGUCUCUACCUCAUCGGCGCCCUGACCACGACCCGCGCAGCCCUCUGCUUCAUCGCCCAAAUGAUCGCCGGCAUGUGCGCCGCCGGCGUAAUCUCCGCCAUCCUCCCCGGCCCUCUCAAUGUCAGCACGACCCUCGGCUCCGGAACUUCGAAAGCGCAAGGCGUAUUCAUAGAGAUGUUUCUCACCUCUCUCCUUGUCUUCACCAUCUUCAUGCUCGCUGCCGAGAAACACAAGGCCACUUUCCUAGCGCCCAUAGGAAUCGGGUUGGCGCUGUUUGUGGCCGAGUUGGUCGGAGUAUUCUUCACAGGAGGCAGUCUGAAUCCGACAAGAAGCUUUGGACCGUGCGUGGUGACGCACAACUUCCCGGGAUACCAUUACAUCUACUGGUUCGGGCCGCUCAUGGGCACCCUCCUCGCGUGGGCCAUGUAUAAGAUCGUCAAAUCCGUCGAAUACCAAACUGUGAACCCUGGCCAGGACUUUGACGAUCAUGAGGCCGCACUAUUCCACCCCCCGGACGACCCCGAAAACGCAGCACAAGUUGAGCGCCCUAACGUCGCUGCUAUUGUGGCCGAAGAAGCAGUCCGCAUGGCGAGCACGCCAUCGAGAGAAGGUCAUCAACCUAUGGAUGGCAUUGAAGGGAGGAUGUCGGGAGAGGGUCGGAUUUCGCCUGUUGCGUCGAGGUUGAGUGAGCUGGGGAGGACGGGACAUGUGGGGAAUGGGCAGAGCAUGAGAGAGGUGAGGGAUUAGUUCCCCUAAUGUAAUCCAAGGAGUGUUAGAUGAAUAUUGGGUCGUUUGGAAGAGGAACAUAAUACUGGUAUAUCUGUUU
Molecule: messenger RNA, 1366 nt
Organism: Trematosphaeria pertusa
Lineage: Eukaryota; Fungi; Ascomycota; Dothideomycetes; Pleosporales; Trematosphaeriaceae
Product: aquaporin-like protein
Exons: 3
Coding region: 142-1287 (381 amino acids)
Biological process (GO): transmembrane transport
Cellular component (GO): plasma membrane
Molecular function (GO): water channel activity
Source: RefSeq, a predicted model, not a curated record